UGCUUGUGAGGGAGAUGUAGUAAUGGGAAUAACAAGCAGAUUACGUCACUUUUACAUGAUUUAAUCUGAUAUAACCGGAGCUGACCUCACAGUGAGGGUGUGCGCAAAGCAAGAAAAUCUGAACAAUCUGAAACGGCAGCCUCAGUCCUUCUUUAGCUUGUCUGCAUCUCUUUAAGUUUCAGAGGAUUCCCUUUCAUCACCUCAUAAGUUUGUGCUCUUGUUGAUAGUGCCCGUCCUGCGGGCGCUGUCUGUAAGGACCGUCAUGCUUCAUGCAAGGUGAUGACGGUGUGAUUGGGUGAGAUAUGGACCGCUUCCCCCUCCUUUUCCAGCUGAGGGGAUGUGGCGACGCCGCGGGUGCUGUGUAACAGCCCUGCUUACCGGAGCCGCGCAUUUAAAGAGAAAAAAGGAGAGAGGGAGAGACGGCGGAGAUGCAAGCAAAAGGGGGAGGGGAGGAGAGAUGGAGGAGAGCGUGAUGGUGUGUGUGGAUGGAUGCUACACAUUCAUACUGCCUCUCUCUCACUCUAUCUCUCUCUCUCUCUCACACACACACACACACACACACACACACACACACACACACACACACACACACACACACACACACACACACGCUGAGAGACAGUGUGUGAGCCAGCCCGCCAGUCAGUGUGAGUGUGUGAGCCAUGUUGGAUGUGAAUGAACAAGAGGAGAGAUGCUGCCGCCGCCGCGCCGAUCCUAACGCUCACGCCUCCAGCUCCACGGAGCACAGCGGGUAGAUGCCAACUCUCCAGGCCGGCAGAGAGACGGGGGAGCCUGGGGGAAGGUGUCGGGCGGUGCUGGCGGUCCUGGAAGUGGCCACCUAGCCGGAGCGGAACGAGGGUGGAGAGAAGUAAGGUGGAGACGUGGAGAAGUGGAAGUGGAAGCGCGCACUCUGGAGAGAAAGGUAGAGGAUAGUCUGAAGUGGAGAAGGGAGAAAGGAGGGGAGGGAUACGGAGAAAGGAAGAGACUAAAUGGCUGCACCUAUAACGGGCUUCACCCCGCUCCUGCUCUCGUCUCUGGCGCUCCACCUGCUUCUCCUCGGUCCUUUGUUAGCCCUCACCCCGGGGACGGUGAGCACAGGAGGGGCUUCCAGCAGAAGGACCUCUGCCCUCAGCUACCGAGUCGCCGGUGAAGUAAACCAGCAGCAGCAGCAGCAUCGGUGUGGGGAAGCAGGCGGAUUACCGAGGGGCAGCUGGGAUCUCCGCUGGAGCAGGUGGACUGUAGUGCGGAUACAGAGAGAGGAAUGCACCGGAGCGCAGCGCGCAGGAGGGACCCUGGGAGGAGAGCAACUGGAUGGGGCACGGAAAGAGAGGCUGAGAGGAUUACAACGCCCUCGGGCUCCUUUACUACCACCUUUUACUCAUCGCCUCCCCAGCACCAGGAGCACCUCUACCUCUGAUGGCUUCGGCGCUGCAGAGGGUGUGGAGAGAGGCGAGAUGGGGAGACAGGGCGUUGUUUCACCUCUCGCUUCACCUGCCUUUACUUCUUUGCCGGCUCAAAACGGCAAGAAAAGGGCAGUACAAAGGACUAAAACGUGCGUGCAACGGUGGUCGGCGCCGAGGCCACACCUCGUCCAACGUGGUGCUGACAGAGCCUUUGUGCACGCCUCCGGACCGCGCAGCUCACCCGGAAGUUGCGAGAGGAGAGGGGGAAAGGUGUGCAGAGGGGCUCCUGAGGUGAAGAGACUCUCAGCACCACGGCGUGUCCGCUGUCUAAUCCCUAACAAGCAACACAUCCUUUCAGCCAACAAGCCUUUACUUGGCUCCUUUACAGCCACUCCCUCCUGGUGCAAUCAUCCUAUUUCUGGAUGCAGUUUACCUCAUACUGACGCUUCAGAUGACAUCUUCGGAUGUUACACAGUUUGUAGCAUUUCAGACUGUGUCAGAGCAACAAAACUGGACUGCAUCUGUCAGUUUCCAACUUUUAAUCUCUGCAACAAUGGCUGCAUUUAUAGAAGCAAUCAGCAACCAGUUUACAGGGAAAGCAGCAGCAGGAUGGCUUGGGGAGCCAAGGGGAACUCGGCUAGUGUGGGGAGGAGGGCUGGUGAUUGUUCUUAUUUAAGGAGGCACAAUGUUAUCAAUCGAAACAGCAGCAGAGAGUGGGGUGGUGAUGGAAAGGUGGCUUGGUCCAAGACAAGAGGAGGGGCUUUCUUAGAUAGUUCCCUUUUUGGUUGUGGGUUUACAAAACCCAAGCCUGCCAGAAUUACUGAUGAAGGGAGGGGUGAUGGUACAGAUGGAAAUGAUCUCAGAGGAGGAGGGGUUGACCACGUCAACAAACACGUUAACUUGUCUAAUUACCCGGAUAAUGAUUUAGUUUUUCCAUCUCCGACACGGGGGAAAUUAGUGCCUGCAUCCAGGCAGCAGAGCAGUCAAACCCAGGGAGGAAGGAGGGAGGUUGCCGGUGGUUGCUUUAGCUGUUUGGGCCGAAAAAAAAUGGGGGCGGCUCUCUUUAUGACCCCCAUGGGAGGCAUGGCUCAGAUGAAUCUCCUCAUCCAAUUUGCACUCAACAGCAUUGCAGAGAUGCGUGGCCGACAGGUUUUACCCAACAAAAGAGCCAUUACGCCACUCAUUCAGACAGAUGUAGAUCAUUUUUCAGUGAGAGUUAAACAAGCUGAAAAGCUCCAAGUGUGUGCUCUAAGGGUGAGGGAAACGUCAGAGGCUGAGUCUACUGGUGACUCAGGCCUUUUCUUGCCCGCUAAGUUUCCAGUUACAUCUCCUUGUGCUGUGUCUGCCACGUCUUACUCUGCUGCUGAAGAUAAUCCCUUUCUCCCUAUGCAGCCUAAUCACCCAGUAGUAAAGAACGUCUUGUUUUCCUCGCAAGUUAAUACAACAACUCAGCAGGAUGUAACCAUGCUUCACUCAUCCUCUGCAGAGGAGGUCGUUUCGGCACCAAAAGAAGCUCUGCAUGUGCUUUUGUGGAGCAGAUUCAACACUAACAGCAAUAACAACAAUGAAAAGAAAGAAAGUAACGAGAGUAAUGGGCAUGGUCAGGAAUCUGAUAGUGGAAAAUCCUCGUGGCACAGCGAGAUGCAACAAGGGGAUCUUGGGUGCGCUGAGAGUAUUUCCAAUGACUGCUCAGCUACUGAGCGAGGUGAAGGCACACAUAUGCAAUUAAAAUCUAGUGAUCAAGAGCCAUUAGAGCCCGAAGGUGUCAGACAGUCAGAUAGGCAGCAGAUGGGGACUGGAGAAGAAAGAGAGAGGAGUGCUGAAAGGGAGGGAGAGGGCUUGGAGGGGUCCGCUGCUGUUGCUGAUGCUGUUUGGGGAGGAAAAUUACAGGUGGGGGAGGGCGAGACGAGGCUGACGGGAGGCAAGGAACCACUUGCAGAAGAGGAAGAGGAGGUGUGGGAGAAGGAAAGGGUAAAGGGAGUAACAAAGGCCGGCCAGGAAGAAAGUGAGGCAGAGGCAGGGAUGGGUCGGUAUAGGGGCAGCAGCACCUCAACCAUCACACAGUUUGAUCGCAAUAGAGGGAAGAGAGAAACCCAAGCAGAUGAAAGCCACCAGGGAGCUGAGGGGGAUGAGGUUGAGUGGGAGAAAAGACACACUUCAAGGGGAGAGAGGAGCCUGGAACGCCUGAUAAUAGUGGCAGAUGAUGAUAGCUCUCAGGGAGAAAAGGCGAGGAGGAUUUUGAUGCCAUGGUCUCGAUCCAGACGCGCAGCCAAUAGACACCCUCAUUUCUCACUGUAUAACUACCAAGUCCAGGUGGCAGAGAACCAGCCGCCAGGCACCUCCGUCAUUAUAAUGUCAGCCACAGACCCUGAUGGAGGUGAUGCAGGCCGGGUGAGCUACACAAUGGCCCCACUGAUGAACAGUCGAUCAUCUGACUAUUUUCACAUCCAUCCAGACACAGGCCUCAUCACCAGCACUCAGAUUCUGGACAGAGAACAUAUGGAUCUGCAUUAUUUCCGGGUCACAGCGACAGAUCACGGAUCCCCUCGGCACUCUGGGACCACAAUGGUAGCCAUUACUGUUUCAGACCGCAACGAUCAUUCGCCUAUAUUUGAACAGUCAGAGUACAGAGAGACAAUUAGGGAGAACGUGGAAGAAGGUUAUCCAAUUUUACAGUUGAGAGCAACAGAUUCAGACUCCCCGUCCAACGCCAAUAUCCGUUACCGGUUUAUCGGUGACUCCGCUGCAAUAGCACGAGCUGCUUUCGAGAUUGACCCACGUUCAGGACUAAUUACAACCAGAGGAUCUGUGGACAGGGAAACAAAUGAACAUUACACUCUUCAGGUGGAGGCCAGUGACCAGGGGAAGGAUCCAGGUCCACGCUCUGCCACCGUCAAAGUUUUUAUAACCGUUCUGGAUGAAAAUGACAAUGUGCCACAGUUCAGCGAAAAGCGCUAUGUGGUGGCAGUGAAGGAGGAUGUUCGACCUCACUCUGAGAUCCUACGUGUGAGCGCUACAGACAGGGACAAGGACAGCAAUGCUGCUGUUCACUACAAUAUCAUCAGUGGUAAUAGCCGUGGACAGUUUUCCAUUGAUAGCGUAACAGGUGAAAUUCAGGUGGUGGCAAACCUGGACUAUGAAUCUGAGCGGGAGUAUACGCUCCGUGUUCGCGCUCAGGACAAUGGCCGGCCACCUCUCUCCAACAAUACUGGAAUUGUGAGUGUGCAGGUGACCGAUGUCAAUGAUAACCCUCCUAUCUUUGUAUCCACACCAUUCCAAGCAUCUGUACUUGAGAGUGCCCCAGUUGGUAGUUCAAUCCUCCACAUCCAAGCUAUAGAUACAGAUACAGCUGACAAUUCUCGGCUGGAGUACAGGCUGACUGAGACUGGCUCAGACACACCCUUUGUCAUCAACUCCGCAACGGGCUGGGUCACUGUCAGCUCGAUUCUCGACAGGGAGUCUGUGGAACACUAUUUCUUUGGUGUGGAGGCCAGAGAUUAUGGCAUGCCACCUCUCUCUGCUACAGCGAGUGUCACCAUUACAGUCAUGGAUGUUAAUGACAAUCGCCCCGAGUUCCUCCAAAAGGAGUAUUAUUCCCGCCUGAAUGAGGAUGCUGCUGUUGGCACCAGUGUAGUGACUGUCACGGCUGUGGACAGAGAUGUAAACAGUGCAGUGACUUAUCAGAUCACAGGCGGAAACACCAGAAACCGUUUUGCUAUCAGCACAGCAGGAGGAGCGGGGCUUCUCUCCUUAGCUCUACCACUGGACUAUAAACAGGAGCGUCGUUACGUCCUAACUGUUGCCGCCUCAGAUCAAACACUCCAUGACACUUGCCAGGUGCACAUAAACAUUACUGAUGCCAACACACACCGACCUGUUUUCCAGAGUGCCCAUUACUCUGUCAGCGUGAAUGAGGACAGGCCACCAGGAAGUACAGUGGUUGUGAUUAGUGCUACGGAUGAUGAUGUAGGAGAAAAUGCUCGGAUCACGUACUUUCUUGAAGACAACAUCCCCCAGUUCCGCAUCGAUCCGGCAACAGGAGCGAUCACACUCCAGGCAGAGCUUGACUAUGAGGACCAAAUGACCUACACUUUAGCUAUCACAGCAAAAGACAAUGGCAUACCACAGAAAUCUGACACAACAUAUGUUGAAGUGAACGUGAAUGACGUGAAUGACAAUGCACCUCAGUUCCUCAGUCCCAGAUAUCAGGGGACAGUGAGUGAAGAUGCUCCCCCCUUCACUAGUGUCCUGCAGAUCUCGGCCACUGACCGUGACGCACACGCCAAUGGCCGGGUUCAGUACACGUUUCAAAAUGGUGAGGAUGGAGAUGGAGAUUUUACCAUUGAACCCACUUCUGGCAUUGUACGAACUGUUCGCCGUUUGGAUCGGGAGAGUGUGCCAUUUUACGAGCUCACAGCCUAUGCCGUGGAUCGUGGGGUGCCCCCUCAAAGAACACCUGUCCACAUCCAGGUGACAGUUCUUGACGUAAAUGACAAUGCUCCUGUCUUCCCUGCUGAUGAUUUUGAGGUUUUGGUUAAGGAAAAUAGCGCUGUGGGGUCUGUGGUAGCCCAGAUUACUGCCACUGACCCGGAUGAAGGUGCUAAUGCUCAGAUCAUGUACCAAAUUGUUGAGGGCAAUAUCCCUGAGAUCUUUCAGAUGGACAUCUUUUCAGGAGAGCUCACCUCACUCAUUGAUCUUGACUAUGAGGCUCGCAAUGAAUACGUCAUUGUAGUCCAGGCCACAUCAGCACCUCUAGUGAGCAGGGCUACCGUCAGAAUCCGUUUGGUGGACCAGAACGACAAUCGGCCAACCCUGCAGGACUUUCAAAUCAUUUUCAACAACUUUGUUUCCAAUCGGUCCAACAGUUUCCCCAGUGGGGUGAUUGGCAGAGUACCAGCCCAUGACCCUGAUGUGUCUGACAGGCUGUAUUACACCAUCGACAGGGGCAAUGAGCUUCACCUUCUGCUCCUGAAUCACACCAGCGGAGAGAUUCGACUGAGCCGAAAACUGGAUAACAACAGGCCCCUGGUUGCUCCCAUGCUGAUCACUGUCACAGACGGCGUCCACAGCAUCUCAGCCCAGUGUGUCCUGCGUGUCCUCAUCAUCACAGAGGACAUGCUGGGAAGCAGCGUCACCGUCCGCCUGCAGAACAUGUCCCAGGGGCACUUCCUCUCCCCGCUGCUCGGUAACUUCCUGGAGGGUGUGUCCGCGGUUCUCUCUGUGCCCGUCGAGGACGUUUUCAUCUUCAACAUCCAGCCGGACUUGGACGCGACACCGGGACGCAUUCUGAACGUCAGCUUCUCUGCCGCGUUGCCGGGCGGCCAUUUCUUCCCCUCCGAGACGCUGGAGGAGCAGCUGUAUUUGAACAGGCCCAGACUGACGUCGCUGACGCAGAUGGAGGUUCUCCCAUUCGAUGACAACGUGUGUUUGCGAGAGCCCUGCCAGAACUACAUGAAGUGCAUCUCAGUGCUGCGCUUCAAUAGUUCGGCGCCGUUCAUCUCGUCGCCUUCCAUCUUGUUCCGCCCGAUCCAUCCCAUUGCUGGCUUGCGGUGCCGGUGCCCGGUGGGCUUCACGGGCGAUUACUGCGAGACGGAGAUCAACCUGUGCUACUCCAACCCCUGCCUGAAUGGAGGAGUGUGUGCCCGCAGAGAGGGAGGCUACACCUGCAUCUGCCGUGAAGACUACACCGGUGACCGAUGUGAGUUGGACCGGAGGCAGGGUCGGUGCGUGCCCGGCGUGUGUCGUAACGGAGGGACGUGUCGGGAGCUUUCUGGCGGAGGUUUCCGCUGCGAGUGUCCGCUGGGAGGCUAUGAGCGGCCGUACUGCACCGUCACCGCCAGGUCCUUCCCACCCAAAUCCUUUGCCAUGUUCCGGGGCCUCAGGCAGAGAUUUCACCUCUCCAUUUCACUGAGUUUUGCCACUCUGGAGAAGAGCGGCCUUCUCUUCUACAAUGGACGCUUCAAUGAGAAACACGAUUUCAUCGCGCUGGAGAUCCAAGAAGGACAAGUGGUCUUCAAAUAUUCCACAGGUGAGUCAUCCACUCAGGUGAGCCCCUUCCUGCUCGGUGGCGUGAGCGACGGAAACUGGCACACGGUUCACAUCCAUUACUACAACAAGCCGGCUACACGCUAUCCCAGACGCAGUUUGAUCGGAGAAGCCCAGGGUCCCUCUGACGAGAAGGUGGCCGUGGUGAGCAUCGAUGACUGCGACACGGCUCUCUCGCUUCGCUUCGGUAUGCAGCUUGGAAACUAUAGCUGUGCUGCACAGGGCAAACAGACCAGUAGCAAGAAGUCUCUGGAUCUGACUGGCCCUUUAUUUCUGGGUGGAGUCCCCAAUGUGCCUGACAACUUUCCCUUUGGCAGCAGGGAGUUUAUCGGUUGCAUGAAAGACCUGCACAUUGACAGCAAGGCGCUGGAUCUGGCUGGAUUUAUCGCUAACAACGGGACACUUCCAGGUUGCAGUGCCAAACACCCGUUCUGCAAGUCCAACCCGUGUCAGAAUGGGGGAACCUGCCGGGUGAGCUGGGAGACCUUCUCCUGUGAUUGUCCUCUAGGUUAUGGAGGGAAGGACUGCAGCUACACCAUGCCACACCCACAUCGCUUCCUCGGGAACAGCGCCCUCUGGUGGGACCUGAAGAAUGACGUGACCAUCUCCACACCCUGGUACCUGGGUUUGGUGUUCAGAACCAGAGCAAGAGACGGGACGCUGCUGCAGGCCCAGGCUGGUCAGUACACCAGUCUGCUGUUCCAGGUGAUGAACGGUCAACUGGUGUUCUCAGUGACCCGCGGCGCCACCAGACCUGUGCGCUUGCGAUUGGAUCAGGUUCAAGUGGCAGAUGGCCGGUGGCACGACCUCCAGCUGGAACUGCGAGACGUCCGCAGCGGCCGCGAGACGCGCUACGUCGCCACGCUGCGGCUUGACUUCGGACUCUAUCAGGGAACAGUGAUUGUGGGAAAUGACAUUCACGGCUUGAAAGUGAAACACCUGCAUGUCGGAGGAGUGCUGGGCUCUGGCGAGGUCCAGAACGGGAUAAAAGGAUGCAUACAGGGAGUUCGUCUGGGCGUGAGGCCGGAUGCCCCCGCCCUCCCGCGCCCAUCCAGGGUUGUCAAGGUGGAGACUGGCUGUAAUGUCGGAAACCCCUGUGUCUCGUCUCCUUGUCCAGCUCACAGCCGCUGCACCGAUGUCUGGGAGCGCCACACGUGCAUCUGUGAACCAGGGUACUACGGGAAGAGCUGCACCGACGCCUGCCACCUGAACCCGUGUGAAAACGAGGCUCAGUGCCACCGGAAGCCGAGUUCUUCCCACGGAUACAUUUGUGACUGUGGAGAUAAUCACUACGGGCAGUACUGCCAGCACAGGAUCGACCACCAGUGCCCCAGGGGCUGGUGGGGAUCUCCCACCUGUGGACCUUGUCACUGUGACAUGAACAAAGGUUUUGACCCCGACUGUAACAAGACGAGUGGACACUGUCACUGCAAGGAGUUUCACUAUCGACCUCGGGCCUCUGACACCUGCCUCCCGUGUGACUGCUACCCGGUGGGCUCCUUUUCACGGUCGUGCGAACCAGAGACGGGUCAGUGUCAGUGCAGGCCUGGCGUGAUUGGCCGCCAGUGCAACAUGUGUGACAACCCUUUCGCCGAAGUCACCAAUUCAGGAUGUGAAGUUAUCUAUGAUGGCUGUCCAAAGACCAUCACUCAGGGGAUCUGGUGGCCCCGAACCAAGUUUAACCUUCCUGCUGCCGUCCCCUGCCCCAAAGGCUCUGUUGGCGCAGCAAUCAGACACUGUGAUGCGGAGAGAGGGUGGCUGGAACCCGACCUUUACAACUGCACCUCGCCUCCGUUUGUGGAGCUCAACAUUGCUCUUGACUCCCUGGAACGUAACGAGACAGAGCUCAACACCAUCAUGGAGAAGAAGCUUGCUCACCAACUCAGGGAUGUUACCGAGGCUACCGGCCGGCUCUACGGCAAUGACCUGCAGAUUGCCGAACGUCUCCUCUCCCGCCUCUUGACAUUUGAGACCCAGCAGAGCGGCUUCGGCCUCACCGCCACUCAGGACGCUCACUUUAAUGAGAAUGUCCUUCGAGGCUGCAGCGUGCUGUUGGGUCCCGCUACCUCCGGGCUUUGGCGGGCUCUCGCUCAAAAUCAGAAUCACCUUCUCGGCGGUGGUCCGGCUGAGCUGACGGAGCUGCUGGAGCAGUACUCCAAGAACCUCGCCCAGAACAUGAAGCUUACCUACCUCAACCCUGUGGCCUUGGUCUCCCCCAACAUAGUCAUGAACCUGGACCGCGUGGAGAACCACACCCACGUGCGACGGCGCUUCCCACGUUAUCAGAACACCUUGUUCCGUGGUCAAGCUUUGUGGGACCCUUACACUCACGUGAUACUGCCCCCUGCUGCCCUGGUGCCGCAGCGACAGCAGCAGCAGCAGCAGCACAGCUGGAAGGAGAAGGAGCGCUCAGAGAAAGAACCCUCGGCCCCUCAGAGUGUCGCCUCGGCCCCUGCCAGCAUCUCAGCCAAUCAGACCAAGGAAUAUGCAGCAGCUAGACGCAGCGUUUCAUUGACUGAUCCUCCCAUCACCAUCGUCAUCUUGUUGAUCUAUCGAAGCCUUGGGGCCGCGCUGCCUCCGAAGUACCACGCAGACCGCAGAGGAGUGAGGCUUCCCAGACACCCGGUUAUGAACUCCCCGGUGGUGACCAUCUCCGUCUACAACAACCAGACGUUUGUGGGCGGUCACUUGGACCAGCCCAUACUGCUGGAGUUUAAGCUGCUGGAGACGGCCAAUCGCAGCAAGCCUCUGUGUGUGCAGUGGAACCACAGCAGCCCACACGAGAGCGGAGGCUGCUGGACGGUGAGGGACUGUACAGUGGUGUACAGGAACACCUCUCACGUCCGCUGUCAAUGCCAGAGACUGGGCACCUUCGGCGUGCUGAUGGACAGCUCCCAUAGAGAGCAGUUGGAGGGGGAUCUGGAGACGCUGGCCAUGGUGACUUACUCCUCCUUGUGCGUCUCCAUGCUGGCCCUCCUCCUCACCGUCCUGGCGCUGUCUUGCCUCCGGGGCCUGAAGUCCAACACUCGAAGCAUCCACUCGAACACAGCGGCAGCCAUGUUUCUGUCUGAGCUGGUGUACUUACUGGGGGUCAAUCAGACUGAACAACAGUUCUUGUGCACGGUCGUCGCCAUCCUGCUGCAUUACUUCUUCAUGUCGACGUUCGCUUGGAUGUUUGUCGAGGGUCUCCAUAUCUACCGCAUGCAGACUGAACAGCGCAACAUCAACUACGGAGCCAUGAGGUUCUACUAUGCCAUCGGCUGGGGCGUGCCUGCCAUCAUCACAGGCCUGGCUGUGGGUUUGGAUCCUGAAGGUUACGGCAACCCAGAUUUCUGCUGGAUCUCCAUGUAUGACAAACUCAUCUGGAGCUUCGCUGGCCCUGUAGCAAUCGUCUUACUGAUGAAUGGAGGGAUUUUCACAGUUGUAGCCAAGAUGUCCUGUAACCCGUCGCAGAAGGAGACGAAGAAACUUCCCGUCAUUGCUACUAUCCGAAAUGCCUUCCUGCUGUUGCUGGUCGCCACCUCCACCUGGCUGUGUGGCCUGAUGGCUGUAAAUAACAGCAUCCUCGCCUUCUACUACAUCUUCGAUGUUCUCUGCCUGCUGCAGGGCAUGUCUGUGAUGCUGGUCUUCACUGUGUUCAACUCUGAGGUUCAGGAGGCCUGGAGAGUUGCCUGUUUGGGUAAGAAGAGCCCUGGAGAAGAGCUGCCGAGGCCGGCACAGAGCACUGUUCAGAAUCUCUACCAUGAUGCAUCUCUGCUGGAGCAGAGUGGGUUGCACCGCAUCACCCUGGGAACCUCCACCGUCUCCUCUGUCAGCUCUGCCAGAGAAAAUCUGUUGGCGCGUCAGAAUCUGGAGCAAAACAUCGUCCACACUGGCGCGACUGACCUGGAUGUAGCCAUGUUCCACAGAGAUGGAGGCGGGGAUUCGGAUUCGGACUCGGACCUCUCCAUGGAUGAGGAGCGAAGUCUCUCCAUCCCUUCCUCUGAGAGCGACGACAAUGUGCGUCUGCGGGGGCGCAUCCAGCGGCGAUUCAAGCGCUCCAAUCACAGCGAGCGCCUGCUCACCGAACCCACCAACAACGGCACCAAAGAUUUGGACGGCAAUGACCUUCUGUCCUACUGGCCUGCUUUGGACGAAUGCGACACCUUGCAGAAGUGGGGCUCAGAGCGCCCCCUGGGGGGGGAUUACAACAAGGACGCCGCCAACAACAACCAGCUUGACGCAGCGCUCACCAGCGGCGAUGAAAACGGCCUCACCCAGCCACACAGGCACCGCAAGGGUAUCCUGAAGAAUCGCCUCGGUUGCCAACCAGCAUUGCAGGGUCUCUCCACCAUGGGCCGGGUCCCCAGUGAGCUCAACUGGUACCGUACCUCCACGCUCGGCCACCGAGGCGUUCCAGCAGCCUCCUAUGGUCGCAUGUACUCCGCCACCGCCGGUGCUACAGGAGGCUCUGGUUCUCUCUCCCAGCCGGCUUCCCGCUACUCAUCCAGGGAGCACCUAGACUCGCUGGCCAGGAGGCAGCUGUCUAGGGAUCCCCUCGGAAGACAGACAGUCGGGGGGUCGAGAGAGCGUCUUGACUCCCGCGGCUCCCGGGAUAACCUGGAUCUUCUUCCCAGGAGGAGGGAACUGGGGUUGGGACUAGGGGCAGGGCUCGGGGGCUUGGAUCACCAACGAGUCUCGUCAUCCAGGGAAAACUUGUCAGGAUCCAGGGACAGACUGGACAACCAUCACACCGCCAGCUUCCAUGCGUCAAGGGAGGACUUGAGUGGGAAUGGAGGAGCCGUAGGAGCAGGGAUGGAGGGAUACCUCAGUGGUUCCAGGUCCCAGUUGAACACAUUAACUCGGCGGCAGGCCUCGUCGCGAGAGCACCUCGGAGGAGCUCUGAUGAGCAGCAGGUCGAGGGAGCAGUUGGAGGCCAACGGGGUGGGGGCUCAGGCUCAGCCUUGUCGGGAGUGGCUCCGCAGUCUACCCCCCCGGCAGCCCUCGCACCCCGACCAGCCUCUGUCCGCCUCUCCUCCUCCGCCAAUCUCAGAGGAGCCACAACAAGAACAGCUACCUCCUCCAGCUCAUGUCAGAGGACGCCUGGACUCUGCACCUUCAUGUAGGUACCCUGGUCAGACUGUCCCCCAGCUUGCAGGUUCAAAUCCAAACCCUCUGGUCCGACAGCCAUCCAGUGAGCAGCUGGACAUCUUAUCCUCCAUCCUGGCAUCCUUCAGUUCCUCUGUCCUUACUCCUCCAGCUGCCUCUAACCCCGGCCCUAAUGGCUCUGUCCACGGACCCUCCCCCUCCCCGCCCCAGUCCACCACUCACAGCAUGUCGGAAGUCUCCCCCGAUUCAGAAGCCCACAAAAGCGAGGGACAGUCUUGAUGACAGCCUCCACACCCAUUAAUGCAUUGCAACAGUGCUGGAACAAAGCUCAAAGGUCAAGGAUGAACUAAAUGGACAACCUGGGAAGUAGAAACAGAAUUGACUCAGAGGAGACAGAAAAGGCGAAGAGGCAAAAAGAACAUUUACAGACAAAAAAGAGAGAUGGUCUGUGACAAAAGAAGAAGGUUGUGAGUGGGUCGUUUUGUGUAUAUCGAGUUUUUAAGUCCCACCGCUCGCGAUCUGUCGUUCCACGGACGUUGAAUAAACCACCUAAUUCUACUACCUAAGAACAGUUAGACAAAAAAGAAAAUUACAAGCAGACAAAAAAAUCUUCUCAGAUGUUACACACACAUACACACACACGACCAUAUGCGAUAAGACCUGUCGAAACAGAAGAAGAAAAGUGUCUGUAAAUAGCCUUUUUAUACAUUUUUUAUCUUUUUCAUUGAAGGUGAAAAAAUAUCUUGUGAAGUUUCUUUUUUUUUUUUACGCAGUCGUGUCCGUGUGUGAGGUUGUGAAAGAGGGUGAAGCGAGUGCUGUCUUGUGUGUUGCCGAUGGAAGAAAUUUCCUCUACAAAGUAAAAAAAAAAAAAAAAACUAAAAUUUCUCCCCAGAAAUACAUUUCCCUCAGAAUGUUGUCCCUCAAACCUUUGAACUUCAUGUAAAGCGGCAGGGGUCUGGCAAUAGAGUGACGAGAUUAUGGGAAGACUCGGUUGAAGGGGUAAUAUCAAAGUAUCGAAACGUGAUUGUAAACAGAGGAAGGAAAUAUUAUAGGAGAGGAGAGCUGAUGGAGCAAGAUGAUUGUGCAAAGAAAGAUUGCUAACAACACAUUAGACUCAAAGAUGGUUGCCUAACUACUAAAGCUCAGUGACAUGAUGUGUCUGCUGCAAGAGGGAGAUUGUGCUUUUUUUUUUUUUUUUUUUGAGCUGGUGCAUAUAAUCACGACCCGGUGCUCUCUGAAGCAGACCGUAUCAAUCCGCUGACGUAACGGGAACAUAAUCAGCGCAGUUUUAAAAACCUGGUGGGUGAAAGUUGAUCUCGCCGUCUGCCUCGCUCCAUGAGGCAGGAUCGAGUCACAACCACUUUUAAGAACCCCUCGAGGCAUCUUUUUACACUUUGAUGCAUCAUGACUCAACCUGCCUCCGGGGGCAGCACAGGAGCAGCCGAGUCUCUCCAGCAGCAACCAGGAAGCUCAUUUCCAAAAGCUUCUCAUGCAGAAGCCUCUCGCCCAAACCUAAAGCCAAAGGGACAUAAAUCAGUAUGAAACUUUGUGUUGCUCUUCGUUUAGAAAAUGCUUCCUACACGGUGUGAUGGCUGUAGAAGUAAACUGCUUUUGUUUGGUUUUUUUU
Poecilia reticulata (guppy) is the source of this 14163-nucleotide messenger RNA. It is a transcript of the gene celsr3, whose product is annotated as cadherin, EGF LAG seven-pass G-type receptor 3. The record is from RefSeq and is a predicted model, not a curated record. Gene Ontology annotation, molecular function: G protein-coupled receptor activity; calcium ion binding. Gene Ontology annotation, cellular component: plasma membrane. NCBI's taxonomy places the organism in Eukaryota, Metazoa, Chordata, Actinopteri, Cyprinodontiformes, Poeciliidae. Gene Ontology annotation, biological process: G protein-coupled receptor signaling pathway; homophilic cell-cell adhesion; cell surface receptor signaling pathway.